This is a messenger RNA of Apodemus sylvaticus (European woodmouse), 3103 nucleotides long. RefSeq names its product caveolae associated protein 2 (gene Cavin2). Gene Ontology annotation, molecular function: protein kinase C binding. NCBI's taxonomy places the organism in Eukaryota, Metazoa, Chordata, Mammalia, Rodentia, Muridae. Gene Ontology annotation, cellular component: caveola; cytoplasm. Bases 279 to 1535 code for a protein of 418 amino acids. The transcript has 2 exons. The record is from RefSeq and is a predicted model, not a curated record.
AGCUACUGCAGAAAAGAGCUCGGGUUUGUGAGGAGAGUGGUUAGGAAGUGCGUGUGCUUGUCACUGAUCCCUGAGUGGGUCCUGUAACCUUUGCCUUCCACUGGGUGGAGUAGAUCCUUUAAGAGCAGCGGAAUGCAGUUUCCCUGAUCAGCUUAGCCAGUUAUUCAGAACUUCUGCUAGCCCUAGAGAGCAGUGCUCACUUCAGACCAACCAGCCUCCUGUGCGUCUUGAGCAAGAAGUUUCCAGCGGGGGGGAGGUAGGUUUCCAUCUGUCCAGCCAUGGGAGAGGACGCUACACAGGCAGAAAAGUUCCAGCACCCGAAUACAGACAUGCUUCAGGAGAAGCCAUCCGGCCCCAGCCCAAUGCCUUCCUCCACACCGAGCCCCAGCCUGAACCUGGGGUCCACGGAGGAGGCCAUCCGAGACAACUCACAGGUGAAUGCUGUCACUGUGCACACGCUCCUGGAGAAAUUGGUCAACAUGCUGGACGCCGUGAGGGAGAACCAGCACAACAUGGAACAGCGGCAGAUCAACCUGGAGGGCUCGGUGAAGGGCAUCCAGAAUGACCUCAGCAAGCUCUCCAAGUACCAGGCCUCCACCAGCAACACAGUGAGCAAACUUCUGGAGAAGUCUCGCAAGGUCAGCGCUCACACGCGGGCUGUCCGGGAGCGCCUGGAGAGGCAGUGUGUACAGGUGAAGAGGCUGGAGAACAACCACGCCCAACUCCUCCGACGCAACCACUUCAAAGUGCUCAUCUUCCAGGAAGAAAGUGAGAUCCCUGCCAGUGUGUUUGUGAAGGAGCCAGUUCCCAGCGCUGCAGAAGGCAAGGAGGAGCUUGCUGAUGAGAACAAGUCCCUGGAGGAAACUCUGCACAACGUGGACCUCUCCUCCGAUGAUGAAUUGCCCCGUGAUGAGGAAGCCCUGGAAGAUAGUGCAGAAGAGAAGAUGGAAGAAAGCAGGGCCGAAAAAAUCAAAAGAACCAGCCUCAAGAAAGUGGAUAGCCUCAAGAAAGCGUUUUCUCGCCAGAAUAUCGAGAAAAAGAUGAACAAGCUGGGAACAAAGAUCGUAUCUGUUGAGAGGAGAGAAAAGAUUAAGAAAUCGCUCACACCCAACCCCCAGAAAGCAUCUUCUGGGAAAAGCUCCCCCUUCAAGGUUUCUCCCCUCUCCUUUGGUCGUAAGAAAGUCCGAGAGGGAGAAAGCUCUGUAGAAAAUGAGACCAAGUUGGAAGACCAGAUGCAGGACGACCGUGAGGAGGGUUCGUUCACAGAGGGUCUUUCUGAAGCAUCCCUCCCCAGCGGCCUGGCGGAGGGCAGCGCAGAAGAUGCUGAGAAGUCCGCACUGAGAGCGAACAGCUCAGGUGUGGGCAGUAACGCGGAUCUGACCAUUAUGGAAGAUGACGAAGAGGAGCCAGUAGCCCUGCAGCAGGCCCAGCAGGUGCGCUAUGAGAGUGGCUACAUGCUCAACUCCGAGGAGAUGGAGGAAUCCAGUGAGAAACCGGUCCAGCCAGCUGUGUUGCAUGUGGAUCAGACUGCCUGAGUGCCCUGCCGGAGCUCUGGGCCAGCUGCCCUCAGCGGCUCGCUUGGGUACAUCCACAUUGUGGGAACCACCCUGCUUCUCUUCAUCUCUACCUGCUCCCUACUGUGACUGUCCAGGCCUUAGUCACUGACCAGACAGUAGCCUCAAACAAACAUGGGAUCACAGAAGCAAACUCCCAGGGAUCCCAUUUCUAAUUUGCUCGUAGGUUCUAUUUCUGUAGAGUUUCUCCAAGAUUGCAAGAAGAAAGAAAUGGAGCAGUUUAAAACAAAACAAAACAAAACAAAACAAAAAAACAACAAAAAACACACACAACUAUCUCUUUGGCUUAGUCAGAAAAACUAGAGGAUAGUUUGGAUAGUAGUUAUAAAAAGUGAUUUUUUUUUUUUUUUGGUCAUUUUACCAGCUUGCUGAAUAGUGUAGCAGUAAUGUAGUGAAUUCUGUGAAUGAUUAUUCUUCAAGUCUGUGAUAUAGAAUAUACAUAAGUCUGUAAGCUGAGAAUAUAACUCUUUGUUUUAAGGAGAAAAUAGUUACAAAAGAUAGAGCAGAAGGAUCAGCUGGUUAUUCUCUGAUAGAAACCAUUGUUUGAUGUAAGGGUGCUGAAAGGCUGUGCUGAUGGCGAGCUACUAGCACCAGGACUGCUGAGAUAGAAAAUUAAGAUGAAAAGAUUGGAAAGUGGGAAAAAUGGAGGGCAAAGGAUGCCAAAAAGGAUGACAGCAAAGAGAAAAAAAACUGACUUUUUAAACCUAUUAUGCUCUUUAACAAUACUAAAGAAGUCCAUAUAUCUUAUCUUCUCAAUAUUUUAUAGUCUAGUAUUAAAUAACAUAACCAGAUAUUCUAGUGUAAAAACUAUAGUUCUUCUUACUAAAUAAAUGGCAGUACACAUCUUUCUGUGAAAAAAGCUCAAAGAAUAUUGUCUCUUUAACAUUGGAACAAAUAUAAGUCUCAAAUAAGUAGUAUGUACUUUUUUUAUGGGAACGUCAAUCAAAUGAUUCUUUAAUAUUUUCCACUUUGAAGUGACCUUUCCAUUCCAAAUAUGAUAUAGGUUUAUGAGGUAUUCAAACUUGCACGUUUAAGAACUGUAAAAUGCUGGGUUUUUAAAUCACAUAAUGGUAAUUUCAUUCCAGGUAACAUUUUAUUUAUACAUUAAUUUCACAGGAUAUUAAUGUUUUAGCUUAUAAAAGCAUGCUAGUGCUUUAUUUCAUGUGUACAUUUGUUCUAACAUGCUAAAAAUUUGCUUUAUCUAUUUUUCAUUACAAAAUGCCAAUGCUUUCUUAUAGUGCAGCCUGAAGAUGGGAGAGCCAGGGCUCAAACUCUCUCCUCUUACUGUGCAGUAGUACAAGUGACCCACACACAGCGGUGACUAGGCUGCAGUCCCAGGCUGCACUCGUGACUUUCAGAGUAGGAGUGAGAUGAAUCCUGAGUGUUGAUGGUGUAACCUAUUCAGCUGUGAGGAACAAAUGAUUUUUAUUUUCAAUUCAUGUAACCCCAAAUACUAAAUUGUUGAACUAACAACGCCUGUGUGAAAGAAGAUUAAAUAAACCAAAAAUAAAAAGUAUAGAACAAUGUCA